Molecule: messenger RNA, 489 nt
Organism: Colletotrichum paranaense
Lineage: Eukaryota; Fungi; Ascomycota; Sordariomycetes; Glomerellales; Glomerellaceae
Exons: 3
Source: RefSeq, a predicted model, not a curated record
GGAGUGGGAGGGGGUCGACAAGGGGACAGGGGUGUAGGGACGGGUUGGAGACGAGCGAGCGAGCGAGCCACAGCAAGCAGUUCCAAUUCCACCGGCUGGUUGGGGUUUGUUGGUAACAGCGUCGACGGCGGCAGCGGCAGCGGCAACAGCACCAGCGGCGCAAAGCAGCAGACAGAAGCAGGCGAGGGUUGCGGUGCUAUGCGGUGCGAUACGUGGUUCGACCUCGAUGAAUCGUUUAGUCGUGGUUGGUUCCUUGCGCGUGGUAAGGUAGGCCCAGCGUUGUCGUCCCUCCGAAAUGCGGACAAGGGCAAGCUCUGGUCGGCUCGGUUCGUCGUGAGACGUCGGUCGGAGUUGGAGAAUGCUGAUUCAAGCGAAUCAAAUGACAGCGACUGGACAAACCUCCAAGUUAGCUCCAAGUCAGUAUCACGAGCUAUCCCAGUAUUGAGAUAUGAAGAUGCCUUUCUCUCGCCCCUUUCCCUGUUCCAAUGA